This is a messenger RNA of Oryza brachyantha (malo sina), 1210 nucleotides long. Its product is annotated as ankyrin repeat and SAM domain-containing protein 6-like. The transcript is spliced from 6 exons. Lineage: Eukaryota; Viridiplantae; Streptophyta; Magnoliopsida; Poales; Poaceae. The coding region runs from base 84 to 788 and encodes 234 amino acids. The record is from RefSeq and is a predicted model, not a curated record. Gene Ontology annotation, molecular function: protein binding.
AUUCCGCCUCCUCCGGCCUCUCCACCGCGCCCCGCCUCGUCGCCGGCUAAAACCCUAGGGGCUCGCCUCCGCCCGCCGCCGCCAUGUACGCAGAUAGGGUCUCCGGGAGGAAGCGCUCCGUCAUGGACCGCCUCGGAUCGGGCGGGGGUGGUGGUGGUGGUGGCGGAGGCUCUCGCCCGCGGCCUGACUCCGCGAAGAGGUUUCGUCAGGCAGAUGGGACAUGGAGACGUGAGCUUUACAUGGACCCUGUGGGAGUUCAAAGUUCAUCUGGACUUACUUCCAGAAGUACUCAAGCAAACCAGAAACCACAAUUGCAGCAAAGCACUGAGGUUACAAGGAAAUCCUCAGUUCCAGAUCUUCGUGACAAGCUAUCUGGCGUUCAGCACCCUCAGUUGAAUAGUACUGUUCAGAUCCCAAAGUCUGUACCGGAGAUUUCUAAGAGUGCAAAACCUGUUCAAAACAGGGGACCUGUCCAAAAGAGGGAACCUGUCCAAAAGAGGGAACCCCCUGUUACCACCACCCUUCCUGCUACUAAGAAAAUGAACGAACCAUCUGCACCAAAGCAAUCCCAGGAAAAGACUGAUUCCUCGCUUGAGAGAUUGCUGAAGUCUCUUGAUCUAGAGAAGUAUUCUAUAAAUUUUCAGGCUGAAGAGGUUGAUAUGAAGGCUCUGCUUCACAUGAAUGAGGAAGACAUGAAGUCUUUAGGCAUUCCUAUGGGGCCUCGGAAAAAGAUACUGUCAGCAUUGGCUUCCAAAAAGAAGUCAUCAAAAUCAUUACCUCCCAGUUGAAUGAUGCGUCUUUAAACCUAGUUGCUAGAUGACAUGUUGAUUUGGAUGUCUGCACUGCCAGUAUCAAGUUGAGUAACCAACCUCAUUGCCUGUAAAAGAUUCCCAUUGAGAUGAUGUACAAAUAGAAAAGUCUAUGGUCCAGCAAUGCUCUUGUGAGGCAACUAACACAGCUUGUCAAUAUGAGUUAUGUUCAGAUAUUAUGCGGAUAUUUUGGAUGCCAAGUUAUGGUGCAUCGGGAUUAUUCCCGUAUUAACGCGCACUGCUAGGGAGACAAGGAGUAUUAUUUGUAUCAGCUUUGGACGAUUUUCCUGAUUUUGCAUAUGUUUUUCUUAGCUUGUCAUUUAUCUUUUCUCUUUAUUCAUAGUGGUGGUAUGACGAUAAAAUUUGGAAGCUAAUAUUCUCAGAUGGAGCUGUGAGGUUAA